AUGGAGAAGAGGCUGGCAUCAGCCAAGGUGGUCCUUGAGCCUCGCCUCGAUCUUGGCAAGACUCGGGUCCUCCUGAAACGGCAGCCUUCUGCGGUCUCAGUGUGCAAGCCAGUCUCAGCCAAGGAAGAUAUGAUCAGCAAUGCAGAUGGAGACGUGAACGUCCUCAUCCGCAAGACGCUCAGGAAGGUGGAGAGCCCGUUGCCGCUCCUCAUGGUUCUGCAGCUCAACAUUGCAGAGGCCCAGCAGCAGGGUGAUGGCGACAAGCUUCGUGUCAUGAUGCACAUCAGCACGGUCAUGCAGGAGGAGCUGGAGAAGAAGGCUUCCAGGGUCAAGGCCAUGCUCAACAAGCUCCUUAGGAUCGAAGACGAGAACAUCCGGAACAACAUCCUAAAAGAUCAGCUUACGCCUGUGGAGAUUGCAGGCGCGCCGGACCUGGAUGGCAGCGGCGGACAGCUCAUGGCUGCACAGGUACCCUGGGAGCGGCUUGCUCCUGCCAUAGAGAGCCUCGUGAAGGAUGUGGACCGCCAGAUGGUGGCAGUUCUAGGUCCAGACGACAAUGCGCGUUACGAGACCAUGGACCGCAUACGAGAGGUCGCAAAGCAGGCCCGACUGAUCAUCGGCGAUGUCUACGGCCAGGGUCCCAUGGAUCAGUUCAGUGCCGACCUCACGCCUGCAUUCCACACUCUGAUGACCUACAAGGCGCGCGGCCGCCGGAGCCCUGAGGGCGAGGAAGGGGCGGAGGAAGCGGUCGAGGAAGGCGCCAGCCAGGAAGCCCCGGAGUCGUGA
Symbiodinium sp. CCMP2592 is the source of this 786-nucleotide messenger RNA. The record is from the annotation of a GenBank genome assembly. Lineage: Eukaryota; Dinophyceae; Suessiales; Symbiodiniaceae.